Messenger RNA from Fomitopsis serialis, 1367 nucleotides. RefSeq lists its product as uncharacterized. The record is from RefSeq and is a predicted model, not a curated record. Gene Ontology annotation, molecular function: NAD+ poly-ADP-ribosyltransferase activity. The transcript is spliced from 12 exons. NCBI's taxonomy places the organism in Eukaryota, Fungi, Basidiomycota, Agaricomycetes, Polyporales, Fomitopsidaceae. Bases 85 to 1218 code for a protein of 377 amino acids.
GCAUAUAUAAGUUCUAUCGCUUCGAAGUUCACACCAACAGGUUGUUCUCCGACCACGACCUACCGCGACGUGGAAAGCUGAAGCAUGUCACGUCGCGACACGUCGCGCACGCAGCACACAGUGUGCCAGUAUCCGAACUGCCACCGAACUGUGUGGCAGGAUCCCGAUGGGUCAUACUCCUCGUUUUGUGGUACGACCCAUAGGGAUGCUAUGAAGCAGCUCAACGGUGCCCGACUUUGCAAGAACUGCGAGUCUCGACCAGCAUAUGUCGAGGGCAACCGCGUACAUGAUUUCUGCGGCAAGCGCUGUCGUGACGCCUUCCAGACUGGCAAGCAAAAUCCAGCCAGUCCGCGUGCUUCCCCCGCUCCCGUUUCUCGCUUUUGCAAGCUGCCGAAAUGCCAGAAACCGGCGUUCAUCGGACAGGAUGGCAUGCCGAGCGACUACUGCUCCAAAUCACACCGACUUGACGCCGUCCGUUUUGGAAAGGCGGAGGCAUGCCUCUUUUGCCUGAAGUGGCCCAAGGCGACUGUUAACGGGAAGCUGAGCGACUUUUGCUCAAAGCGAUGCAGCGAAGACACAUUUGGCUCAGCUCCUAUAAUUCUGAUCAUCACCAAUAAUAUGGCACCCUUCCGCGAGGUGUCGAAGCAGUUUAGAGACCAGUGGAAGCACCCUACGCCCGUUCCAACCGUAGUCAAGGUAUGGAAGAUCUACUGCGACAAGGGCCAUACCGACGAGUUCUCGCGGUACAAACUCGCAAUCGAGCGCAAAAUCAACCAUCCAGGCGGGAACAGCAGGCGGCGGUGGCAUGGGACGAUCCGCACCUGCACCAUCGGCGACAGCGAGGGGCAGCCCAAUCUCUGCCAGGACGCCAACUGCUCGCUCUGCAGCAUCAUCCGCACGUCGUUCCACAUCGCGAAGGCUGGCCAACGCAUGAACUUCGGGCGGUUUGGCGCGGGGAUUUACACCUCUGCGACAUCGUCGAAGGCGAACGACUACGUGGACGAGCGCGGCGGGUCGCCGUACAAAGCGAUGCUUCUCAGCGACGUCGUGAUGGGCAAGGCGAUCAAGAUGACGACGGGAGACGAGGACCUCACUGCGCCCCCUGCGGGAUACGACUCGGUCGUCGGUGAGCCUGGCGGAGAUCUGAACUAUGACGAGGUUAUCGUUUAUAAGAACGAAGCCAUUCGGCCGCUCUUCCUUGUGCUCUACCGUCACUGAUCUCCGGUGCACUUGUACGCUGUCAGUGACCGUAAUGAGUACAAACAAAGUGUACGAAUCCAUAUCGUGAACAAAGUCCGGAUGCAUGACUCAUUGUAAAAUGUCUACCGUUUCUGUUGCUUCGCAAUAUAGUCAAGUUGACUGCUGAA